AAGGUUCAUUGGUGGUUCUAUCUGAUUGUCAUACUGAUUCCAAUCCUCUUGAUGACGCUGCUAACAGCACUGUUUCUCAUGUAUCUAUGGAAACGGCGCGUCAUCGUUGUUCUGAAAGCUGUCAGGUUGUUUCAAGCGUAUGAAGAUGACGACGAACGGCAUUGGGACGCUUUCAUCUCGUACCGUUCUAAUACCCCGGAUGAAGAUUACUUCAUUCAUACGUUAUUCCCGAAACUCACGCAAUAAAUGGGUUUCAACGUGAACGUCCAUUAUAAAGAUUUUAUUCCUGGCAAUGAGAUCACCAACAACAUUAUCUACGCUGUGGAGAACAGUCGUCGCACGAUCCUGGUCGUCUCUCCUCACUAUCUCACGAGAAACUUCACCAAGAUGGAGUGGCAGUUGGCACAGCAGAAGAUGCUCGAGCGCAAGAACAAGAUAAUCCCCAUUCUUCUGGAAGAUAUCUCGUCCCAAAAGGACUCCAUGGACCCCAACCUAAAAAGUAGUCUAGAUUCUGUCACAUACAUCGAGUGGCCGGGAGAUCAGUCCAAGAAGGUUGAUAAGUUUUGGCAACGAAUACGUCUGUCAAUGUCAAAAAAGUAAAAGCAACCUCAGCACAUGAGCAAUUCGUUUCAAAAUGGUGGACUCAGUCAGCUUACAAAUUCGACCAAUCAGAAUUCAGACUUUUUUAACAAGUCAUUUGAACUUGACUCAAUGAAACCAAGGUAUGAAAGAAGUGUUUCAGAAAGUACAGAAGUGUAUAACCAUAUAAAUGAUAAUGAGAGGUUGGGUCCUGAAGAAAUUUACAGCAUUAUUAGCGAAGGGGCAAUAGAUCUUGACGUUCAACAUGUAAGUGACGAACACAGGCGUAAUGAGAUUAACAAUGAAAUGAAUGAUGACUGUGGACCGAAAACAUUAGUAAAUGAGGCUAAAAAAAUUAAAAACGACUACAUCUUCAAAAUCGAUGUUUGAAAAUUGCCUUGAGAGUACUGUAUGGUAGACUUUAAUAAAAUAAGCUUACACAAUAUUAUUUGGCAAUAGUUACGAAUGAUAUAUUCUUUACAAAACAAAUAUACUACAUAGUUUAAUUUUGAGCAUUGGUUGUACAUAAUUAAAAUACAAUAUCAGAGUAAAACAUUACAGAAUAUUAUAAAGGGGUCAAUGUCAUUGUGUAACAAUAGAUAAAGUACAUAAUUCAUUUCAUCAAUUUGAAAAAUAAACUUUAUCGAAAGCCUUGCAAUCUACGGUGCAGGUACCACAGUGUACACACAACUUUUAGUUUGUGACUUAUUCAUGUAUUUUCUAUACCAUAUGUUGUACAUAAAAGCAUUAAUUAUUUUAACCGUCUUCAAAAAAAGACAAACACAUUUAUUUUACCUCUUUUUACAGUUUAAAAUGUGUAUUUGUUUUAGACACACUUGUUUUGUGUAUAUGCCUGUGUAUGACUUUUUA
This is a messenger RNA of Dreissena polymorpha, 1449 nucleotides long. Its product is annotated as toll-like receptor 13. Gene Ontology annotation, biological process: immune response; toll-like receptor signaling pathway. Gene Ontology annotation, cellular component: membrane. Bases 247 to 600 code for a protein of 117 amino acids. Gene Ontology annotation, molecular function: transmembrane signaling receptor activity. Lineage: Eukaryota; Metazoa; Mollusca; Bivalvia; Myida; Dreissenidae. The record is from RefSeq and is a predicted model, not a curated record. The transcript has 4 exons.